AUGUUUAGAAAUACUAUAAAAUCAUUUACUUCAAAUAUCAUAAGACCUUCUUUGAUAACUAGACAAUUACCAUUGAGAACGGUACAAAGAUGUUCUGGUCCUGUUUUUGUUAGAUCAUAUGCUGGUUUCCCUUCAUUAACUAGAGAUCUUGCAAAAGAAAGAAUUAUAGAAUUAUUAGAAGGUUAUGAUAAAGUAUCUACAAAAAAUGGUAUAACUGAAGAUUCUUCAUUCAUUAAUGAUUUAGGUUUAGAUUCUUUGGAUGUUGUUGAAGUUGUAAUGGAAUUAGAACAUGAAUUUAAUAUACAAAUUCCAGAUAAUGAAGCAGAUGGAUUAAAAACUGUUGGUCAAACAAUUGAUUAUAUAUUAAGUCAACCUGAUGCUUGUUAA
Molecule: messenger RNA, 387 nt
Organism: Insectozyma verbasci
Lineage: Eukaryota; Fungi; Ascomycota; Pichiomycetes; Serinales; Debaryomycetaceae
Source: the annotation of a GenBank genome assembly